GAAGGUUGAGCGCUGUCAGCUGUUGUGUUACUGCUUGUAAGUCACUAAAUGAUGAGUAAAAGGAAGGUGAAAGAUGCUCAUCUGCCAGUCGGGGAAUGCAUCACAGAGCUACAGAGGAUUUUGAGGGAGCGGCUUUGUCACCAGCAGCUUCCCGACAAGCCGGCGGGACUGGAGGCUCAACACAAAAACUUGUUGGAGCUUCUGAAGCGGACGGCGAUCCACGGAGAAAGUAACUCGGUGCUGAUCGUCGGUCCGAGAGGAGUCGGCAAAACGAUGCUGCUGAAGUGUGUGUUACGAGAUCUGCUGGAGGAACAGGAAGUGCACAAAAACCUCCUGCAGGUUCACCUCAACGGACUUUUGCAGACGGACGACAGAAUAGCGCUGAAAGAAAUAACGCGGCAACUCCACCUGGAAAACGUCGUCGGUGAUAAAGUGUUUGGAAGCUUUGCUGAGAAUCUGGCUUUCCUUCUGGAGGCGUUGAAGAAAGGUGAUCGCAGCAGUAGUCUUCCUGUGUUGUUCAUCCUGGACGAGUUCGACUUGUUCGCUCAUCACAAGAACCAAACUCUACUUUACAACCUGUUCGAUGUGUCCCAGUCCGCCCAGGCGCCCAUCGCUGUGGUGGGAGUCACCUGCAGACUGGAUGUUUUGGAGCUGUUGGAGAAGCGAGUGAAAUCGAGGUUCUCCCACCGUCAGAUCCAUUUACUGAGCAGUUUGAGCUUCGAGGACUACGUGGAACGGGUUAGGACGCAGCUCAGCCUACCGGACGAUUUCCCCGACGGCAAGUUCGCUGAGGACUGGAACGACAGCAUCAAGACGCUCUGUGAAGACAAAUCAGUGGAGGACGUUUUACAAAGACACUUCAACUCAAGCAAAGACUUUCGCUCAAUGCAAAUGCUUCUGAUGUUGUGUCUUAGCCGAGUGUCUGUUGCCAAACCUGCCAUCAAACCUGCCGACUUGUUGGAGGCCAGCCGGCUCUGCUUUGCCGACGCCAAGGCGAAUAUGCUUCACGGUUUGUCCAUCUUGGAGCUGUGCUUGAUCAUCGCCAUGAAACACCUCAACGACGUCUACGAGGGAGAGCCGUUCAAUCUCCAGAUGGUUCACAACGAGUUUAAGAAGUUCCUGCAGAGAAAGUCGAACUCGAUGUACAAAUUCGAGCAGCCUGUCAUCAUGAAGGCUUUCGAACAUCUGCAGCAGCUGGAGUUGAUCCGACCGGCCGACGGCUCGGCGGCUAAAACUCAGAGGGAAUACCAGCUGAUGAGACUCAUGGUGGACAACAGUCAGAUCAUGGAGGCCAUGCAGAAGUACCCGCAAUGCCCCACGGACGUCAAGCAGUGGGCCAUGUCGGCGUUCGGUUGA
Molecule: messenger RNA, 1356 nt
Organism: Scomber japonicus (chub mackerel)
Lineage: Eukaryota; Metazoa; Chordata; Actinopteri; Scombriformes; Scombridae
Gene: orc4
Product: origin recognition complex, subunit 4
Exons: 14
Coding region: 49-1356 (435 amino acids)
Biological process (GO): DNA replication; DNA replication initiation
Cellular component (GO): nucleus; nuclear origin of replication recognition complex
Molecular function (GO): ATP hydrolysis activity; DNA replication origin binding
Source: RefSeq, a predicted model, not a curated record